This is a messenger RNA of Geosmithia morbida, 1002 nucleotides long. Its product is annotated as 26S proteasome regulatory subunit N11. The transcript has 3 exons. NCBI's taxonomy places the organism in Eukaryota, Fungi, Ascomycota, Sordariomycetes, Hypocreales, Bionectriaceae. Bases 1 to 1002 code for a protein of 333 amino acids. Gene Ontology annotation, cellular component: proteasome regulatory particle, lid subcomplex. Gene Ontology annotation, biological process: proteasome-mediated ubiquitin-dependent protein catabolic process; protein deubiquitination. The record is from RefSeq and is a predicted model, not a curated record. Gene Ontology annotation, molecular function: proteasome binding; protein binding; metallopeptidase activity.
AUGGAUCGCUUCAGGCACUUGCUUGGAGGUGCGGGCAUGGGCGGUCUCGGUGGCCCUGCACCUGGUCAGGACAACUCCAACCUGAUCGAUAAUUCCGAAACGGUGUACAUCUCCUCCCUUGCGCUGCUGAAGAUGCUCCGCCACGGCCGCGCUGGUGUUCCUAUGGAAGUCAUGGGCCUCAUGCUUGGAGAGUUCGUGGAUGACUUCACCGUCAAGGUCAUGGAUGUUUUUGCCAUGCCCCAGAGCGGUACCGGCGUCAGCGUCGAAGCAGUCGACCCUGUUUUCCAGACCAAGAUGAUGGACAUGCUGCGGCAAACAGGAAGGCCCGAGUCCGUGGUGGGCUGGUACCACUCGCAUCCCGGUUUCGGCUGCUGGCUGUCUUCUGUCGAUAUCAACACUCAGCAGUCGUUCGAGCAGCUCACGCCCCGCGCCGUCGCCGUCGUGAUCGACCCCAUCCAGUCGGUCAAGGGCAAGGUGGUGAUCGAUGCGUUCCGCCUCAUCAACCCCCAGCUUCUGAUGAUGGGGCAGGAGCCCCGCCAGAGCACGAGCAACGUGGGCCACCUGAACAAGCCGUCGAUCCAGGCGUUGAUCCACGGCCUCAACCGACACUACUACUCGAUCGGCAUCAACUACCGCAAAACGGCGCUCGAGGAGAACAUGCUCAUGAACCUGCACAAGCACGUGUGGACCGAGGCGCUAGAGAUGGACGACUUCCGCGCCGAGGGCUGCAAGAACAAGGACCGCCUCAAGCAGCUCGUCAGCCUGGCCGACGGCUACGAGAAGCGGGUCAAGGAGGAGACGGAGCUGACUAAGGACCAGCUCAAGACCCGCUACGUCGGCAAGCUCGACCCCAAGAAGCAUCUCGAGGACCUUGGUCGGGAGCUCAUCGAGGACAACAUUGUCUCGGUCUCGCGGCAGAUGAUUGACAAGGAGGCGACGGUACCAAAGAAGGACGAACAGGCGGCUAAUGGCGACCAGAUGGACACGGAAGAGGAGCUAUGA